UUGCAAACAGCAGCAAAGACUGCUGGGAUCAAUCACGAGGAGUGGAUGGAGAAUGCAGAUCGCUGGAUUGCAGGAUUUCUUGAGAAGUUUGAGGAAGGAUGUCAUAUCAUGCAAACUGCCAUUAAAGACCGAAUUCAGGAGAGAUUGAGGAGGCAGUCGAGCAAAGAAAUGAGUGCCAACCUUCUGGAGGAACCAAUGGCAUUUGAUGGAUAGUUACAAAAAUGACUGAGAUAUGGACAUUAUAAUUUCUAUUCUUUAUGCUGUCUUAUCCUCAUGUGAGAUUAUGUGGUUUUGAUUCUUUUGUGUCGUUGGAAGACCACCGCGGCAGUUGCUGUUGCUACGGCUUCCAUCUUUCUUCUCGUGAGUGCGGGACUACUGUUAAAGCAGUAGAGCAGUUUGUGAUCAGCAUAUAUCAAAUGAUCAUUGACUGAAGGUGCUGCAAGCAUCAUCCUUUUGAUAUAGAUUUUCAUUAAUAAUACUUGUUCGAUCAUCAGUACCAUGAUGUUCAUCUCAUGAAGACUGCAUUAGUUACAAACUAAGGUGUAAUCUGUUGAUAUAUGGAUCUUUGUGGUAUUGGCGACUUCUAUGGCAUGCGAGAGGUAUGAUUAUUUUUUACUAGAAUAUUUAAAUACAAUGUAUAUUAUUCUCGAUAUGUAAUUAAAAUUUGAUGAUUAUGAUCUUCUUUCC
Elaeis guineensis (African oil palm) is the source of this 687-nucleotide messenger RNA. NCBI's taxonomy places the organism in Eukaryota, Viridiplantae, Streptophyta, Magnoliopsida, Arecales, Arecaceae. The record is from RefSeq and is a predicted model, not a curated record.